CUUCUAUUCAAACUUCUCUACCUUUAAUUCAUAUUGCUUGCUUUUUCAUAUGGCGUUUGUUCAUGUUAUCACAUCACUUCUUUUUGCAUUUGCUCUAAUUUCAAGAAUUCACCCUUCCUCAUGUCAAAUUGUAAAGGGCAAAGUUUCUUGCACCGAUUGUACUCAGGACUAUGAUUUCUCUGGAAUUAAGGUAUCAGUGAAGUGUGAAGGUGUUCAAAACUUAGCUGUGGCAACUACACAAGAUGAUGGCUCUUUUAUGGUAGACAUUUCCACAUACCAUGCAAAACUUCCUUAUGAUAAUUGCCUUGCAAAAAUUCUUGGUGGGCCAAAUUACCUUUAUGCCUCAAGAAAAAACCAAUUCUCCCAAAUUGUGAAGGGCAAAGAUGGAAAUAGCUACACAAUCUCCACUCCUAUUAGUUUCUUAACUUCUUGCCCCCAAAAUAAAGAAUGCAAGGAUGAGAAUCAAAUUGAUUCAUCCAAAACCAUAAAUUUUUUGCCUCCAGAGUGGGGUUUGGCACCAGCUAGUUAUUAUUAUCUUCCUUUCUUUCCCAUCAUUGGAAUACCAUGAUCAUACAAUGUUCCAUUAGUUACAUUAUUAUAUGGUUUUGUUGUACCUCGGAAAAGUGGAAGACAUAGUUGUGGUGGAAAAUAAAUUAAUGUAUGCUUAAGAUGUUAGUGAAAUUAAGGAAGUUUAUUAAGUGUGAGCUUGCAGGGAAAAAAGAAAAGUGGUAAUUGUCUUUUGGUUAGCAUUAAUUAGUUAGUGUGGUGCAUUUGGGUUUGAACAAAAUAAUAUUCUCUUCAACUGGAAGGUGUUCAAUCAUGUGGAUGUUUUUGAGCAAUUUAAAAGGUUGUGGUGGAUCUGGUUUACUAAUAGUGUGGAGAAAUAUAAAAAUGUAGUGUACUCUAAUUGGUAUGAGUUUUAAGUAUUUCUUGUACUCUAUUUAAUAAAUUUUGUUUAUAAAAAAAGAUGUUUAUUAA
Cicer arietinum (chickpea) is the source of this 978-nucleotide messenger RNA. RefSeq lists its product as uncharacterized. The record is from RefSeq and is a predicted model, not a curated record. NCBI's taxonomy places the organism in Eukaryota, Viridiplantae, Streptophyta, Magnoliopsida, Fabales, Fabaceae.